GACCUCUACGCAAAAAGAGAGAUGUCGGGGACCAACAUGCAAAAAUCUCCUUAACUGAGCUCGUUGGAAUCCUGCCUGGUCUCAGAUAGGAAAUCCUAGCGCGUGCGUGAAUGGGCGAAGGUCCGUACGAUCUCGGACGCAUGAUGCGGUGUGGACGGAGACGAAAAGGUAAAUACCGUGCCAUCUUCGAACCAGCGACCACAGUCUUUAACCAACUGUACGUCGACACAUGGUCGGUGGAUGGUCCCACAGACUCUCCUGUUCUCCUCACCGCUACUUAAAUUGGCCCCUACAGCUAAAACUUUGACCUGCUCGUUUCGGAUACAGCUGCGGACUCUCUCUCUCUCUCUCUCUGUGUCGUUUCUUCUCCCAAUUGUUUAUCAUUAUUGGGAAAAUAAUAGAGGGGGGAAGCGGAGUUGGAUUCCAAAGAAUCUCGAAGGAAAUCAAGAUUUAACGAUUGAGGGUAGCAUGCCCUUGUAGCUAAAUAAGCAAAUAUCUCACCAAUGCGCUCCAGGAGAACAAGUUGGAUAUCUGCUUGUUAUCAUCCAUUCUUUGUUGGUGUAGUAUGCUUCCUGUUUAUAGUGUACAAGCUUUUUCCUUCUCUAUUUUCUCUUCUUUUAAAUUCUUCCCCUGUCAUUGCUUGCACAACUCUCCUUCUUGGAAUCUUUCUGAGUUAUGGUGAACCGAAUGUUCCUGAGAACAAAAAAGAUCAUAUUAAUAUGACUCAAACGAGUUCGUCGCUGAAGAUUGACCCAGUUGCAAAUGAUCUUGGGUGUAAGAAUGAGGAAAACUUCAAAGUGGAGGCUCAUCUGGGAGGAAGAAGAGGAAAAGCAACUAAGAGAACGACCAUCAAAACAAUUGCUUCGGGUGAUAGAAGACUUAGUGCAGCUAGCAGAGCUGUUAAGGAAGAUGAGGUCAAUCAAAUGGAUGCGACUUCUGUCGAUUCUAAUUCUUUUGUUGAGGAAGAUCACAGUGAGAAUAACUUCAUUGAAGAAAAAGGAUAUCACAUAGGAAAUCUAGCUGAAGGUUUGCAGAAUGUGAAAGAACAUAUUGGUCGUGUAAUUGCUUUGAGUUUCACAGUUCUCAGUGCAAAAGCAAAUAGAACUAAAUUGGACCCUUCUGAUCCAUGUUUGGAUUCACAAUGGCGUGACAACCACCAGGAUGAUUCUUCAUAUUCUAAAUCUAACGGGAAAGAGAUGUCUGACUCUCAUGCGGCAAAUGGUGUCUCUGUUCUUGAUGAACUUGAUCCGCUUUUAGACUCUGAAACUUCUCAAGCUGACUUGGUUUCCAAGGACAACGCUGAUGAUGGUUCUGUAUCAUUCUCACAGAACCAUGUAUCGGAAGAUGGCAGCGGGGAGGAGGAAGCAGAAACUCAGGAUGACGAUGAUGAUGAAGAGGCACAGGAGGAGAAAGAUGAUGGAAAUAAAGCUGCUGUAACAUGGACUGCAGAUGAUCAGAGGACUCUCAUGGAGCUGGGUAACACUGAACUCGAAAGGAAUCUUCGGUUAGAGAUUUUAAUUGCCAAACGAAAAGCUAGCAAGGCAAUGGAAAAAAAUCUAAUAGACUUGGAUGAUAAUAUGGAUGAGAUAUUGCAAUCUCACGGUCAUCUUCCAUCAGUUAAUGCACCAAGAAGGAACCCGUUCGAUCUCCCUGAUGUUUUAGAUGAAUCUGUUCCAGGUUCAGCUCCUUCUGUUCUCCUACCAAGACGAAAUCCAUUUGAUCUUCCUUACGAGCAGGUGGAUGAUGAGGAGAAUUCGAGCCAUAAAGAAUUUGUUGCAGUUCCACAACAUGAUAUACCGUUGAGAAGGCAUGAAAGCUUCACUGUUGGUGCUUCAUUCUUUAGUGACUUCAAUCAAGAGAAACAUUCUUCAAGGUUUAUGCCUUAUUUUGGUGCAGAGGAGAUGGAUUUUGCUGAUCCACAGAGAAAAUUAAGAGAAAUUAGUGAUUCAAAUGUGAAAUCUACUUUAAAAUCUGAUACAGUUUCUUCGGUUACCGAUCAGGAACAUCCAAAAGACUUGCAUCGAUUGACUGGAUCUCCCAUUACGAAUAGUGCAGGAUCUGCUGAAAAUGACAGUCAAGUAGAGAGUCAGAUGAAGAUGAAUGAUGAUCAUACAAAUCAUUUGAAUCAUAGCAUAAUGAUGGAACAAACUCAUCAAGCCACUGAAAAUAUUGGAGCUGUCGAAUAUAACACCACGGGAGGGUCAGAAUCAAGGUCACCCAUUUCAUAUGCUGUGAGGUCUGAAGUGACCAAGGAGGUUUGCGAGUCGAGCUCCACUUCAUUGGAAGCAGAAAAGAAUACCUCCAGAAUAAGCACUCACGAACAAAUAUCUAACCAGGAACAAAUAACUAGUGGUUCCUCGAAGGACUCCAUGGUUUCAGCUAAAUCAGUUGCUGCAGAUUCUGACACCGGGAAUAUGAAAGCAGAUCAUGUUCAUGAUGGUCAUGUUGUGGAACCUGUUUAUGAUUCUAGUCCAACACAAACGGAGAAAUCACACUCAAAUUCUGCACUUGAUGAGGCUCCCUACAUUGCAGCAGAAAGAAAUGUUCCACCAAGUAGUGAUGCACCAUCUGCCAAUGGAUUUAUCUGGUUUGCAUCUCCGAGUCUAGCAUCGGUAGACGAGAAUGAAGCAGCAUCAAGGGAGAUAUCAGUAAUCAAGGAGCUUGAUGUUAUCGGAGAUGAAGCCAGAGUUCGGAAAGACUCUGGUCGUCCACUUUGGCGUAUUUUGCCAUCGCCAGCAGCCAGGAAGAGAACGCUUCACUCAAGCUUGUCUGCCGUGGAGAUUCAAUCAAAUGAAGGUAGUUAAAAACUUGAAACCAACAAGAGAGUAUCUGCAAAUAAAUUCAUCUUAUUCAACUUCUUGUCAUGCAAAUAUAGAAGAUUAGAACGACCAUAUGUGCUAUCAAAAAGUCAACUGUCAUUUUCUUGUUGAUUUCGUUAAAUCUCAAGGCAAUUGUAAAUUUGUAUCA
Messenger RNA from Musa acuminata AAA Group (dessert banana), 2967 nucleotides. RefSeq lists its product as uncharacterized. The record is from RefSeq and is a predicted model, not a curated record. Bases 504 to 2804 code for a protein of 766 amino acids. Lineage: Eukaryota; Viridiplantae; Streptophyta; Magnoliopsida; Zingiberales; Musaceae. The transcript is spliced from 3 exons.